Messenger RNA from Cervus elaphus (red deer), 8422 nucleotides. RefSeq names its product collagen type XIX alpha 1 chain (gene COL19A1). Lineage: Eukaryota; Metazoa; Chordata; Mammalia; Artiodactyla; Cervidae. The record is from RefSeq and is a predicted model, not a curated record. The coding region runs from base 219 to 3578 and encodes 1119 amino acids. The transcript has 50 exons.
CCCGAGUUGGCGGAGUCCCGUCUUGCGGAGUCCUCGUCCUCGCCGAGUGGGAGGGUCACCCGGGGAGAGACUAAUAAGGGCAGCGGCGCGCGCCCCGGCCCCACUCGCAGGGCGCUCCGUGCCGCGGUGCUCAGCCGCGCGCCCGCCCGCCCGCCGCCCGGCGAGCCCCGCACGCGGCCAAGAUCUGUGGCUACUAGCCCCCAUGGUUCAGAGGCGCCAUGAGGCUCGCUGACUCUUGGAAGCUUUGGUUCUGGGCAGCAACGUUCCUGCUUCCUGUUUCUGCUUCCGUGAUGAGCAGGGACAAGCCAGAAAAACAAUGUCCUAUACUGAGAACAGAGGGACACCAGUUUACACAAGACAACAGAGAUAAACUUGAAGUUUCAGGUUUUGACCUAGGAGAGCGCUUUUCUCUGAGACAUAUGUUUUGUGAAGGUGAUAAAACCUGUUUCAAACUGGGAAGUUCACUUCUUAUUAGAGACACCAUUAAGAUAUUUCCCAAAGGCCUUCCUGAGGAGUUUGCCAUAGCUGCCAUGUUUCGGGUGCGAAGGAGCGGGAAGAAGGAACGGUGGUUCCUGUGGCAGGUUUUAAACCAGCGUAAUAUGCCACAGCUUUCUGUAAUAGUUGACGGUGGAAGGAAGGUGGUGGAAUUGAUGUUCCAAGCUGCCGAGGGAGAUGUGUUGAACUACAUUUUUAAAAAUCAAGAACUCCGUUCUUUAUUUGAUCGUCAGUGGCAUAAACUUGGCUUUGGUAUACAAUCCCAGGCCAUUUCACUCUAUGUGGAUUGUAACUUAGUUGCAAGCCGUCCUACUGAUGCAAAGAGUACCAUGGACUUCCGUGGAAGGACUGUUAUUGCUGCCCGAGCUUCAGAUGGCAAACCUGUGGAUAUUGAACUUCACCAACUUCAGAUCUACUGUAAUUGGAACUUCAUAGCCCAAGAAACAUGUUGUGAGAUAUCAGACAUUAAGUGCCCAGAGCAGCCUGGCUUUGGAGGUCCCGCAGCAUCAACAGCACCUGCUCAUGCCAGCAGAAUAUCUGCAUUUUUGCCAGCAAAGCAGGAACUCACAGACCAGUGCCAGUGCGUGCCACUCAAGGGUGAAAAUGGUUUACGUGGCACUCCAGGCUUACCUGGUCAAAAGGGAGAGCAAGGUUUUGAAGGCAGCAAAGGAGAAGCCGGUGAGAAGGGUGAACCAGGAGAGAAAGGAGAUCCAGGUUUGUCAGGCGUUAAUGGACAAGAUGGUGUGAAAGGUGACUUGGGUCCUCGUGGUCCCCCUGGCCCUAAAGGAGAAAAGGGAGAUAUGGGACCACCAGGACCACCAGCCUUAACUGGUUCCCUGGGGAUACAAGGCCCUCAAGGUCCACCUGGAAAAGAGGGUCAGAGGGGAAGACGAGGAAAACCAGGGCCUCCAGGAAAACCAGGGCCUCCAGGACCACCUGGACCCCCUGGAGUACAAGGAAUGCCACAGACUCUUGAUGGAUAUUAUCACAAGGGAAAUGUUGGUGAACAUGGAGCUGGUGUUCUAAAAGGAGAGAAGGGUGAAACUGGACCGCCAGGAUUUCCAGGAUCUAUUGGCCCUAAAGGUGAAAAGGGAGAAUCUGGGGAACCCUUUACAAAAGGUGAAAAGGGAGAUAAAGGAGAACCUGGAAUAACAGGAUCACAAGGAAUAAAGGGCGAGCCUGGAGAUCCUGGUCCACCUGGUGUAACUGGAAGCCCAGGACUAAAGGGUCAGCAAGGACCUGCAGGCUCUGUGGGACCCAGAGGACCACCAGGAGAUAUUGGGUUACCCGGAGAACACGGUAUCCCAGGCAAGCAAGGCAUUAAAGGAGAAAAGGGAGACCCAGGUGGGAUUACAGGUCCUCCAGGCCUUCCAGGUCCAAAAGGUGAGGUUGGUCCUCCAGGAAAAAGCCUGCCAGGGGAACCAGGAUUAGAUGGAAAUCCUGGGGCACCUGGUCCACGAGGCCCAAAGGGGGAGAGAGGACUGCCAGGUGUCCAAGGCUCGCCAGGUGAUAUAGGCCCCCCAGGGAUAGGAAUUCCUGGCCGAACUGGCUCCCAAGGACCAGCUGGAGAGCCAGGGAUUCAGGGUCCUCGAGGUCUCCCUGGGUUGCCAGGAACUCCAGGGACCCCAGGGAAUGAUGGAGCUCCAGGGAGAGAUGGAAAGCCAGGUCUGCCAGGCCCCCCAGGUGACCCGAUUGCACUUCCUCUCUUGGGAGACAUCGGGGCCUUGUUCAAGAAUUUCUGUGGCAACUGCCAAGCCAGUGUCCCUGGGCUGAAAAGCAACAAAGGAGAAGAAUCAGGUGCUGGUGAGCCCGGAAAGUUUGAUUCUGCAGCCCGGAAGGGCGAUCUAGGGCCACGGGGUCCUCCAGGAAUCCCAGGCAGAGAGGGACCAAAGGGGAGCAAAGGCGAGCGGGGCUACCCUGGCGUGCCUGGGGAGAAAGGUGACGAGGGUCUUCAAGGAAUUCCAGGCCUUCCAGGUGCUCCUGGCCCCACAGGACCGCCUGGCUUACUAGGAAGAACGGGACACCCUGGCCCCAUGGGAACAAAGGGUGACAAGGGCAGCGAGGGGCCCCCUGGGAGACCUGGGCCACCUGGACCACCUGGUGUGCCAUUCAAUGAAGGGAAUGGAAUGAGCAGUUUAUAUAAAAUCCAGGGAGGUGUGAGUGCUCCCAGUUACCCAGGGCCACCGGGACCCCCUGGCCCCAAAGGCGAUCCUGGCCCAGUGGGAGAACCUGGUGCAAUGGGAUUGCCAGGACUAGAAGGAUUUCCUGGUAUAAAGGGAGAUCGAGGGCCGGCAGGUCCCCCGGGAGCAGCAGGAAUCUCGGGGAAGCCCGGAGCCCCAGGCCCCCCAGGAAUUCCGGGAGAACCGGGGGAGAGAGGCCCUGUUGGAGACGUAGGUUUCCCUGGACCAGAGGGACCCUCAGGAAAGCCUGGAAUAAAUGGGAAAGAUGGAUUACCAGGUAUUCAGGGCAUCAUGGGUAAGCCUGGAGAGAGAGGCCCCAAAGGAGAACGGGGUGAUCAGGGAAUUCCAGGAGACCGAGGCCCACAAGGUGAACAAGGAAAACCAGGCCUUCAAGGGAUAAAGGGGGCCAUAGGUCCUGUGGGGCCCCCAGGAAACAAGGGCUCCCCAGGAUCCCCUGGGCAUCAGGGCCCGCCAGGCCUCCCGGGCCUCCCUGGCUCCCCGGCUGAUGUGGUUUCAUUUGAAGAAAUAAAGAAGUAUAUUAAUCAAGAAGUUCUGAGGAUUUUUGAAGAGAGGAUGGCCGUGUUCCUAUCCCAGCUCAAGCUCCCAGCAGCAAUGCUGGCUGCUCAAGCUCAUGGGAGGCCUGGGCCUCCAGGCAAGGAUGGGUUACCUGGACCUCCUGGAGACCCUGGACCCCAAGGCUACCGAGGACAGAAGGGAGAAAGGGGGGAACCGGGAAUUGGGCUUCCAGGGAGCCCGGGUCUUCCUGGGACUUCAGCUCCGGGCUUGCCAGGCUCACCAGGUGCCCCAGGGCCCCAGGGCCCCCCAGGACCUAGUGGAAGAUGUAACCCAGAAGAUUGCCUGUAUCCCGUCUCACACGCCCGACAGCGAACCGGUGGGAAGUAACCACACCCGAGGAAGACUCGACUCCAGUCACCUCUCCUUGCUGUUGGAGCUUUCUCAAUACUGUCAGACCCUCAUGAUCGUGGGUGAUUUUUUUUUUUUUUUUUUUUUUUUUUGGUGUAGGCCAGACAUUAAAAACAAAAAUUGGAAUCCUAUUCCUAUAGUAACUGCGAUAUCAGCCUUUUUAGAAUUUUUUCCAAAUUCAUUCCAUAUGUCUUGCUUCACCAUUAUUAUGAUUUUUAUUCAGGGUUUUCUAUGAAAUAUGCAAGCACAUCUUAUCAUUAGUUCUUCUUUAAGAGAAACUGAUACCUUAUGACUUAGUAGACAGAUGGUGAUGUACGUUUUGUAGUCUCAUCAACUUGUAUUUGGCCUUUCAUUUCUGAAUUUCAAAGUUUCAGGCUUGUCUGGAAGUUUCCUCAAUAUUUAAAUUUACUAUCAUUGCUGACAGUUUCAUUAACUGUUUUGAUAUAGUGCAUUGCUCCUGCUGAAUGUUUUUGACUACUUUUAUAGCUUAAGAAUUCUUAUACCAUCCUUUAUCCAUUCUACUUAUGUAGAGAAAUAGACAGGCAAUAAGACCUUCAUAACUUAGAUUCUGGAAGAAAACUCAGGAGGCUGUUUUAUCAGGGAGCCCAAAAUCCUACCAGAGCCAACUACUGAAAUGAUUUUGUUGAUCCUGUGUAAUGAGCUCCUGUCAAAGCAGUCCCACCAGCAUGAGCGUGGCCUGCGUAAGAAGGAAGGAGCGAAGUCAAGGCCCAGCACUGUGGUCCCUUUGCUGAGUUUCUCAUUUGGGAAACAGAAAGCUGAUUUUUCUGGGAGGUGGCUGGUGGUGAAGGCACCCAGCUGUCUUUGGUACUUUCAAAGUUUAAAGGGCCUCGCAGAGUCUUUGGGCCCAAGUCCAUUAGCCUUCUGACCUCAUCACUCUCAGACGUGAAGAACCAGCCACCAGAACAAAGGAUGGGGCUUCUAGCGACUGGAAAAGAAGCCUCCUUGUGCUAGAUGAGCGUGUGGUAUCCACAGAUGCAUAUCAACAAGCUGAAGCCUGGAAGCUGUAGGAAGAAGGAUGCUUCUCAGAAGCUGCAGCAGGGCCGUGAAGGGAAUCCACGAGACCAAGCAAGAGUCCGCGCCCUUCAGGGGCAUAGACACUGCCCAGACCGCAUCCCUGACCGGGAGCGGAAACGUGUGAUGGCCAGCGGACAGCUGAAUGGUAGUUUCAUGGCCUGGCCGUACAUUGUUUUGAGAAACUGUUGGUUGAAAACGAUGUCCUGGAACCCUGGGCAGGAAGAUGUUGUUGAAAUCUGAGUGGUGGGUCCCAGGGAUGCCGAGAGUGUGCACCCCGCCAGCCACCGCCCCGCCACAGACAUCUGCCAUUGGGGCAGACUGUGAAAAGCUGUGAGCACGGUCUGUGGGCAGCGUGCCUCCAUGGAGGCAGCUUUGUUCAGAUGUACCCGGGUUUAAACAGGUUUUCAUUGUAGUUGGAUGAACUGAUGGUCAGGUACUAUCUACGUGGCUGUGCAUAUGUACAACCUUUUUGUUAUUUCAUGUUGAAUGAUGCUGUAUAUUUCACUUCCAAGUUUAUUUAUUUUCAUUUCCAAGGUCAUUUUAUUUAUUUCAAGUGUUGUUAAUUUUAAAUUUAUUUUCUCUUUCAUUUUCUUUCCUGUGCAAUACCUCCAAUGGUGCUGUGUUUUACACUGACACAAUCAGAAUAUACAUAUACAUUUUCUUAGUAAAAUGAUCAUUUAUCCCCACAAAAUGUACAGAGGUCUAAAAUCUGGUGCUAUGUGUAUAUCUUGAGCUUUUAAUUUGUGGAGCUUUAAUUUGCUGAAUUUUCUGAAAGCUUACAAACUCCUCUGCCACUUGUUAAUUUACUUGAAUUUGUCAUAAAGCUGAAAACAUUUUUUAUGUUUUCAAAGAUUAUUUUUUAAUAUUAAUUGUUUACUUAUUCUUUUGCUUCUUUGUUAAUUCAGAAGUAUUUAUUUGGGCAUUUAACUGCUUUCAUGAACUUUUUUGUCAAUGGUGAUCAAUGCAUUGUUUUCUUGGAGUCUACCCUUUCACAGACGCAAGAAGACUCAGUUCAUUUUCUUGUUUUAUAAAUUCUGCCCAUUUUGAUUCCAGAGAAUAUUUCAUGUGUCCUUUCUACAAAUUAAGUAUUUCUGAACCUUUCUUUUUCUAAAUGCCAUCAAUGCUGGACUGGUUUAUUCCUGUUUCAAGGGUCUGGAUUUAGUCAGGUGAUUCGAGGAAUUGAUGCCAAUUAUAAACUCGAGUUGUCACAGUGACUCAGGCCCUUUCUAAACAACUGGCAUGUGUGAUUCAAUCCUACUUGGGCAUAACCAGAGGAAAGGGCUGCGUCACAUGGAAUGAACCUCUGCUUGGCUGCCCGUGCAGGAGAUGCAGCGAACAGCAGCAAGAAGGGCUACACCCGGCAAACACAGCACCAGUAAAGUGAAGACCUGGCAGUUGCCUGAUUCUUUUAACAAAAAGAAAGUGAAUAAUUAAGGCCCCAAACAGGGCAUGAAGACUUCCCCUAACUGCCUUGGUGGUGGCCAGUUCUCUUGUUUCGUUUUGUUCCAUUCCAGAACCUUUGUUCACUUCCAGAUCUGCAGAAGUCAGCAGUGUCCACAGCAGAGAAGAAGAAUGACCACAUUUCAUGAGUUAUCUCUUGUCUGGACUCCACACAACAUAGUAUGUUUGAAUACAAAGUAAUUGCAGCCCAUGAUGGAAACAGGCUUCCCAUGUAGCAGGAGUGAUGAAGAACCUGCCUGCUAAUGCAGGAGAUACAAGAGAUGCAGGUUCAAUCCCUGGGUCGGGAAGAUCCCUUGGAGGAGGGCAUGGCAACCCACUCCAGCAUUCUUGCCUGGAGAAUCCCAUGGACAGAGGAGCCUGGCGGGCUGCAGUCCACAGGGUCGCAAAGAGUCAGAUACGACUGAAGCCACUUAGCAUGCACAAACAUGAUGGCAAUUAAAAGGUGUGUGUUUGCCCUAUAGAAGUAUGUUUGAAUUCCAGUCUAACACUUUCUGUCAAGAUCAGCUAACACUGUCAGAUAGAAAUCCUUCUAUGCAAAGAACAAGAUUUGACUUCAAUUAAUAUUUAUGGCCUCUAGACUCUAAAGAAAAAGGAAGAAUAAUUCAUGACUUUGUUUAUUCUUCUCUUCUGCUGAAGACAUUAACCAUUUUUUCAUAACCAAAACAGAAACACAGCCAGUCUUAACCUUUGAAAUUUUUCACCUUGUUAUCAAAGUUUAAUUUAAUCAAUGACUUUAAAGUAUUGAUAAUCCCAUAUGCUUAUUUCUUUGUUUCAUAGCAUUGUUGAAACUUUAAAAAUUUAGACACUUUUAUGAUAGAGCAUCAGUAAUUAUCUUAAGAUAUGUUAUCUGUAAAAGAUGUCAUUUGAUGUUUGGAUUAUAAAAUAAUUUAUGAGUAUGUUUUAGGAGUUAAACAAGAUUGAGCGGUUCUGCAGUCUUUCUCCACUGUAGAGAACCUUUGAUAUAUCACCUCUUGUCCACCAGAUGGUGUCUUAAGCAAUUUGUAUCAGAAGAAUUGAACAGACUUGCAGAAAUACAAAAGGCUAGAAAUAGCUGAGUAGACAACUCCACCAAAACCUUUGCUUUUGCAUUUACUCUUUUUUACUUUUGUAAAUAAUUUCUUGUUAUGUUUUGUUAUUUUCUUUUAUUUAUGUUUUCCUCACUUUAAUAUCUUUAUGAAGCAGGCACAAUAAUCUUUGAUUUGUUGGCUGUUUCAGUUUUAUUUCAUAAGUAUAUUUAUAUGGCUAGCUAACUAGCAAAUUUACUAUUUGUAACUUCAGUUUGUACACUACCCUUGUAUUUUAGUGAUUAACAGGAAAACACUUGAGUAAUCAUCUUACCUAUUAAAGAGGAUAGAAAGUCUCUUUUGGCAAAUAAAAAGAAUUUAGCUUAUCACAAGAAGUAGACCAUUUAUAGAAUUAGACAAUGUCCAAACCUUCAUAUUGCUCAAAGUACUUAAAAGUUUACAAUUAGAUUUGUAUAAUUAUAUUUUUUUAGAAAUGUAUCACUAUUUACAAAAGUAAGAUAAGAAAGACUAUUUUUCAAAAUACCAUUUAAACUUUAAUAACAUUGGCGAUAAUAUCCUAACAUUGAGAAUUUCCAAGUUAAGUUAUAUGCCUAAGGUUUUUCCAGUGAAGUCUCAGAGUAGUUUUGCAGAUUUGUUCAUUGCUCUUGUUUUAAAUUAUUUUUCACAUUUGCCCGUGUCCACCUCCUUCAGACACACAAGUGUUUAAUGUCAUUGUUCCCCAGUGUCCAUUCUUAAACGCUAGUGUGGAGACUUGGACCCCCUGUUAUAGCCCUCUCUCAUAGCUUACACAGCCUUCCAAGAGGGAGAGACAGAGACCGAAUUGAAUUUUUGUCUUUUAUGCCUAUUACUUCAAAUUGACUCAGCCCACUGAAUUGUUAUUCACUCAUUAGUUGACUGGUAAAAGUAGCAUUCAUGACAUGAAACAUGUUUAACUACUGGGAGUCUCAGGAAAUAAGACAGAUUAAUGACCUCAGUCUUGUGUGGAGCAAUACCCCAAACACUUCACCCAGCAAAACUGUGUCAGAGUAACUGCUCAAGUUAGUUAAAUUGAAUGAAGAACCAGGUGAACACAGAGAAAACUCAUCCAGAGGAGCAGACCCAGAAUAGCAAAAAUUUACCUCAAAGAUAGGGCAGGCUUAUAAAACCAAGCUAAGAAAAAUCUAAAUGGAAAAAUGUGCCGUGUUCAGAGCCAAUAGGCUUCCCUGAUAGCUCAGUUAGUAAAAAAAUCCACCUGCAAAUGUAGGAGACCCCGGUUCGAUUCGUGCACCCAAAAGAUCCCCUGGAGAAGAGAUAGGCUACCCA